Eubalaena glacialis (North Atlantic right whale) is the source of this 1227-nucleotide messenger RNA. RefSeq names its product nuclear envelope pore membrane protein POM 121-like. Lineage: Eukaryota; Metazoa; Chordata; Mammalia; Artiodactyla; Balaenidae. The record is from RefSeq and is a predicted model, not a curated record.
AUGGGCGGUUACCUGAGCCGGCCUUGCCCUCGCCGCCCGCAGUUACCUGCUCUGCGAGGCGGGGACCAGCCGGAGAGACCCGAGAGCCUCGGGCCUGCGCAUCCCGCUCGCCGUGUUCCCCUCCCUUUCCGGGUUCACUCGGCGGUCCCAACCCUGGACCUGGCUCACAGGUUGUCAUAUGAGGAUCCUGUGGCUUCACCCCGUCGUCGUUGGCACCGUCGGCUGUUUAUCAUAGCCCGUCGGUGGCAAUAUCCAAUCCAGCAAGCCUGGUGUUUAUUUCUGGGGGUCUUUUCCUUAGUGCCCCAGAGUGGCCAUCAGAAGCCACUGCUGUCUGCUUGCAGCUCCAAGAUGUUCUGUACCUCAGUGAUCCUGAAGAUGGCACCUGCUAAGGGCAAACUGACGCUCCUUUUGGCUCUGAAGCAGAUAAUCAUCUGUAUGUGGUCUUCACUGUCUGUUCACCUCCCAAACUUUUGUGGAAAAGAGAUCCUGGUGAGGGCCCUCGAAGAAAGCGGUCAACUGAGAGCCAAGGAAGAGAAGGACCUGACAGCCCUGGCUGAGAGCAGGAAAGGGCUAACAAAGCAAAAGAAAGGACACUCAGCUCCCGAGAGUCAGGACGAACAGAGAAGGGGAUCGAACCCCGGUGGGAAUGUGCAGUCCGUGUUUAGACCCCUGAUGCCCAAUGGGGUCCUCUCUUCCUCUGUGCCCAGGCCUGGGCCUCUGAAGAGAGACUUCUGUUCCAAGAGCUCUGAAGAUAUCCUGAUUAGGAAAUCCCAGACCUACUUUUUGAGCUCAUGCAGCAAACGAAAUGCCAUCACCAGUUCAUACAGCUCCACUAGAGGUUUCCCACAGCUGCAGAGGAGCGGUCCAGGCGCAGCGGGGCUCCUGGGCCCAGUCUCAUCGCAUCCUCGUGUGCUCUCAAAGAAAGCCAGCGAGGAAGGCUGUCAGUCUAGCCCUUCAGCCUCAGUGGAACCACAGAGGAAGAUUAAGCGUGAAAAGGUUGCAGAUGGCCCCUUAGAGCAGAAACAAAACUUAAAUUGCUCACAGCCAUCUGACAGUUCCAGGCCCCGGAAAAAGAAACGCAAGAUUCCUCUGCUGCUGCCCUCGAGACGAAAUGGCCCACUGAUUUUGCCCCCACCACCCCAACUUGGUUAUCCAGUGGUUGCUGAAGACCUUGACUUGGAGAAGAGAGCUGCGAUCCAGUGGAUCAACAAGGUCUUGGAAGGGUAA